Panthera uncia (snow leopard) is the source of this 5943-nucleotide messenger RNA. It is a transcript of the gene DTNA, whose product is annotated as dystrobrevin alpha. NCBI's taxonomy places the organism in Eukaryota, Metazoa, Chordata, Mammalia, Carnivora, Felidae. Bases 1761 to 3863 code for a protein of 700 amino acids. Gene Ontology annotation, cellular component: plasma membrane; synapse. The transcript is spliced from 19 exons. The record is from RefSeq and is a predicted model, not a curated record. Gene Ontology annotation, biological process: synaptic signaling. Gene Ontology annotation, molecular function: zinc ion binding.
GAGGGGCAGAGAGUGAGGGAGACACAGAAUCCGAAGCAGGCUCCAGGCUCUGAGCUGUCAGCACAGAGCCUGACUCAGGGCUCAAACUCAAGGACUGCAAGAUCAUGACCUGAGCCAAAGUCAGACACUUAAACGACUGAGCCACCCAGGUGCCCCUCUUAUAGUUUUUUUUCUUUUUUUAAGAACAUCUAGUAACAGGUUAAGGAGUGAACAAGCUGGUAGGACACCAAUCUAUAUGGGAAUAAACUAUCACCAGAGUAAACUGGUAACGUGAUGCCAGUUAAUCAGAUUUUCACUCAUGGUUCCCUAACAUGGUCUUGUUCAGAUAUGGUACCAGACCACCGAGAUCAGAGACCAACCACAAACAAAGUGAAAGCUUUCUUUUUGGACGCAACCCUUUGCCGUUGAAUAUUUUUGAGAUGUCUGUACAAGUUACAAGGAGCAGCUGUAACCACACCACUACCCGUGAGUCCAGCCAGCUGACACUUGCCUAGACUUAGCAGCCACAGCCAGAUGAGAUUUGGAAAGGCAAAAUGCACAGGUUGUGGUUUGUCUGAUUGCUGAAAUUAUAAAUCCUUUAUCAGAGCUUUCAAGAAGCUGUCUCGUCCAUAAAAUGGCAUACAAUAAAUUCACUGUUUUGAACAUGAGAGGUAAGUUAUUUCCAGCAGCAGCAGCAGCAGCAAAUCUUUUGGCCCCGGUGACCAGUAAAUAAAUAUUAAACACAAGUUUUUUAGUAGUUCUUUGAAGGGACUGUCCAUUAUUAAUCCUUAUCUGAUUGUAUUUGAGGAAACAUAUCUUUGUCUCAUUUCCAGUCACUCAGUUUUUGUUUGUUCACGUGUUUGUCUGUGUGUGUGUGUGUGUGUGUGUGUGUGUGUGUGUGUGUGUGUAGUCCUCACCAGUCUUCACCAGUUUGCAAGACAGUCCUGGAAAAGAAGACUCAACGGGGAGAGUCUUUGGCGCUCUCUUCUCCCGCUGUUUGCAAUAUAAAAUAUAGGAUAAUUGAAAUCAGUUUUUCCACAGUUCUUAUGAGGAAGGUUUUCUCUCAUUGGAAAAGCCACAGAGUGAACAGCUGCGUUCCAGAAUAUUGUCAAGCAGGAAGCGUGACUGCUUCUUCUGCUGAAGGGUCCCAACCCAUUCACUAAUAAGGAAAUUCAACUUUUAACACAACAUUUGCCAUUUUGCUUUGUUUUGUUUUGUUUUGUUUUGUUUUUUCUGCAUGCGUAGCCAUUGUAGGUAAAAUUAUAUGUGGAUAUAUUAAAACUUAAAUGCUAUAUGACAUCAAAAAUAUUUGUUGUGCCCCCAAAUAUUCACUCCAUUCUCCUCAAAGUUAAGAAAAAAAAAUCCAGGAAACUUACUUGUUUGUAUUAUGUGUACCUGGGGAAGUUUUUCACACAGAGGGAGCCACAGAACAAAACUUGAGCUGCCUUCCUUUCUGCUUCCAGGAAUGCCAAUCAGAGAACAUUCUUUUUCAGACAGCCAAGUUUGGAAGUCAGUUGGUUUCUGGCAGUAACAAGGGGGAGGGGAUGGCAGGAGGGAAAGCACAGUGAGUCCUCGGGCUGCCUUAAGCUUCCAAGUGUUUCCGUAAUAGCCAUCAAUGAAAGCAUCUCCUUUUACCCACGCAGAGACAGAUAAAUGAAGAUUUACCGAUCCCUGGAUGAAGUGCUCGGAAAGUCUUUAAAUGCCAUAGUCAACUGCCAUUUCAAAGAAGAGAAAAUAGAUGGUUUUGGAAAGUUCAUGCUGUUUCUUCAUUGAAUUUUAGAAUGAUUGAAGAUAGUGGGAAAAGAGGAAAUACCAUGGCAGAAAGAAGACAGCUGUUUGCAGAGAUGAGGGCUCAAGAUCUGGACCGUAUCCGACUCUCCACCUACAGAACAGCAUGCAAGCUUAGGUUUGUGCAAAAGAAAUGCAACUUGCACCUGGUGGACAUUUGGAACGUCAUAGAAGCGUUGCGGGAAAAUGCUCUGAACAACCUGGACCCUAACAUAGAACUCAGUGUGGCCCGCUUGGAGGCUGUGCUUUCCACCAUUUUCUACCAGCUCAACAAACGGAUGCCAACCACUCACCAAAUCCAGGUGGAACAGUCCAUCAGCCUCCUGCUUAACUUCCUGCUGGCAGCCUUUGAUCCGGAAGGCCAUGGUAAAAUUUCAGUAUUUGCUGUCAAAAUGGCUUUAGCCACGUUGUGUGGAGGGAAGAUCAUGGACAAAUUAAGAUAUAUUUUCUCAAUGAUUUCUGACUCCAGUGGGGUGAUGGUUUAUGGACGAUAUGAUCAGUUCCUGCGGGAAGUUCUCAAACUACCCACGGCGGUUUUUGAAGGUCCUUCAUUUGGUUACACAGAACAGUCAGCUAGAUCCUGUUUCUCUCAACAGAAAAAGGUCACCUUAAACGGUUUCUUGGACACACUCAUGUCCGACCCUCCCCCGCAGUGUCUGGUCUGGCUGCCCCUUCUGCAUCGGCUGGCAAAUGUAGAAAAUGUGUUCCAUCCGGUGGAAUGUUCUUACUGCCACAGCGAGAGUAUGAUGGGAUUCCGCUACCGAUGCCAACAGUGUCACAAUUACCAGCUCUGUCAGGACUGCUUCUGGAGGGGACAUGCCGGUGGUUCCCAUAGCAACCAACACCAAAUGAAAGAGUACACAUCAUGGAAAUCACCUGCUAAGAAGCUAACUAAUGCAUUAAGCAAGUCUCUGAGCUGUGCUUCCAGCCGUGAACCCUUGCACCCCAUGUUCCCUGACCAGCCUGAGAAGCCACUCAACUUGGCGCACAUCGUGCCACCCAGACCUGUAACCAGCAUGAAUGACACCCUCUUCUCCCACUCUGUCCCCUCCUCAGGAAGUCCUUUCAUUACCAGGAGCAUGCUUGAGAGUUCGAACCGGCUCGAUGAAGAACACAGACUGAUCGCCAGGUACGCGGCAAGACUGGCAGCAGAGUCCGCUUCGUCUCAGCCGACGCAGCAGAGAAGUGCUCCUGACAUCUCCUUCACCAUUGAUGCGAAUAAGCAACAGAGGCAGCUGAUCGCAGAGCUAGAAAACAAGAACAGAGAAAUCUUACAGGAGAUCCAGAGGCUGCGGCUAGAGCAUGAACAAGCUUCUCAGCCCACUCCAGAGAAGGCACAGCAAAACCCCACUCUGCUGGCAGAACUCCGGCUCCUCAGACAGCGCAAGGACGAGCUGGAACAGAGAAUGUCUGCUCUCCAGGAGAGCCGGAGAGAGCUAAUGGUCCAGUUAGAAGGUCUCAUGAAGCUACUAAAGACCCAGGGGGCAGGCUCUCCUCGCUCCUCCCCCAGCCACACCAUCAGCAGGCCCAUCCCCAUGCCUGUGCGGUCCGCGUCUGCCUGCUCCAGCCCGUCCCACACGCCUCAGGACUCCCUCACGGGGGUAGGGGGUGAUGUUCAGGAGGCGUUUGCACAAAGUUCAAGAAGAAACUUAAGAAAUGACUUACUGGUAGCAGCAGAUUCCAUCACUAACACCAUGUCCUCUCUUGUGAAAGAGCUGAAUUCCGAGGUGGGGAGUGAAACUGAGAGUAAUGUGGAUUCUGAAUUUGCACGGACUCAGUUUGAGGAUCUGGUUCCAUCGCCAACCACUGAAAAGGCUUUUCUAGCACAAAUCCACGCCCGAAAACCUGGGUACCUCCACGGUGGCGCUACCCCCAGCACCAUGCGUAGUGACGUGGUCACAGAAGAUGGGGACCCCUACGUGCAGCCAGAGGAUGAGGACUAUGAAAAUGACUCUGUCCGGCAGCUGGAGAACGAGCUCAAAAUGGAAGAGUACCUGAAGCAGAAGCUGCAGGAUGAAACCUACCAGGUAUGGGGAGCCAGGCCCAGCCCCCAACCCCCGGGCCCUCACCCCUCGGUGGCUGGGUCUUUGACAUGACUCAGAAAAUCCCCACCCACUCCUUUCUUCCACCUUCCCUCUCCAGAAUAUUCUGCGUGCAUUUCUUACUCCACAUAUUCUAAACAGUAAGAACUGUAAAUGCUGAGAGCUACAGCUCACCAUUAAUUCUUAGAAAUUCUGACCCGAAAACUGAAAAAGACCUCAUUGCCUUAGUGGAAAUGCAUGGGGAUGGAUGGAAACAAUCCAUCUUCCUCCAAGAUCGCUGGGAAAGAUGUUUUUUCUCAUGGAUUAAAAAAAAAAAAACAGGGCACAGGGCACCCGGAAACUGAAUAAGCAUAAAUAUAUUUCCUCCCUUGAAUCGUUUGCCCUCAGCUUCCCCCACUGCCCACCUCAUGUCAAAAUAAAUAUGUGGGAGAGUAUCAAAUCUCAUGGAGAAAUGUGGUGGGGGGGAGAACUGUAGGCUCCAUGUUCAGCAGGGUGUGGAUGGGCAGAUUUUCAUAUAUACUGGGGUAUACUAUUAAUCCACCUGAGAAUUUACUGGACAUAACACAUGCAAUUGGGAAUAAGUGUUGAUUAGUAAGUCAUCCUAAAAGGGAUGCGUUUUCCCCAUGGAGUAGUUCUACUGCAGUGUUUGUCUUGCUUGAAUAUUUCUCCUCCCUGUAAUUCACAGGUGUUUCCUUGAGGCUGUGGGAGUUCAGGGAUGUUUGCGUGGUUGAGACCUACUGCCUCCCCCCCAGGUCCCCUUGGGAUAGUUCUUCAUGUCAGGCUUUCUGUCCAUUAAGCAGACGAGCCUCUUCCACACUCUUAGAUGAGCAGCGUCCCCCUCUUAGUCUGUUAAUGAAGGAAAGAGAAGCAGAGAGGGGGCGCCUAGGUGACUCAGUCGGUUGGGCGUCCAGCUUUGGCUCAGGUCAUGAUCUCACGGUCUGUGGGUUCGAGCCCCAUGUCAGGCUCUAUGCUGACAGCUUGGAGCCUGGAGCCUGCUUCAGAUUCUGUGUCUCCCUCUCUCUCUCUGCCCUACCCCUACUCAUGCUCUGUCUCUUUCUGUCUCAAAAAUCAAAAUAAACAUUAAAAUUUUUUUAAAAAGAGAGAGGCAGAAAGAACAGAUUACCUCUACUUCUUGUAUGUUUAUGGAUUGUUUUGAAAUAUUUUCCCAAGAAGAAUGUAGCAAGAGAAAAACUGGAGCCUACCAACCCCACCCCAAUAGUAUCAAAUAAAGUUUGGCGCCUUUGAAAUGUUCCAUUAGCCUUUUCAGUUUAACAACGUUUUAGAAGCAACUAAAAUGUAGGCUUAGUCAUAAAAAAAAAAAGAAAAAGAAAAAAAAGAAAAAAAAAUCAAUGAUUGUGUAUGUAAAGCCAUGAGUCAAUGUUACAGAAACAGAAACGGUCAAAUUUGCCUGAAGGGGAGACCCAGGGAGAAUGCUCUCACUUUGCCACUUCUAUGACCCGUCCACGGAGGGAAAUUAGCCUGGAUGAAGAAGCUGCCAGGGUGUCUCUGGGAACUCUGAAGGAUGGCAUUCCUACACGUAUUUCAUUUGGCUCUGCUGCACAGAGGGAGAGAGGGAUGUGGUUAAAUAAUCAAUGUUCUGGUUGAUGCUGUUCAAGGUGCCUGUUAGGCCUCCCUCUUUGAGCCCAUAUCAGUUUCUGGAUUUGGGUGACAAUGGUAACUGAAAUUCUAGAUUUUUUUAAAAGGGAGACAGUCGUUUCAUAUAAAAUAUUAGAUUUUUAUUUACAUUAAUGAAUUAGGAACUUAACCUUGUAGGAGUAAAAUGAAGGGAAAUUCUAUUAAUGGCUUAAGAUCCAACUGGAGUUUUCGCCGGUUAAUCUUAAGCUCUUUCUCUCCUUUCCUUUCCAUGCCCAGUGGCUUCCAGGGAAAGGCAAAGAAAAGGUGUAGGAGGACAUAGUAGGCCCGUGGGUUCCCACUCAAAACGCAUGCCCUAGAGAACGUUGAAGUGGUUUUCCUUGACUACUCUGUGAGCACAUGCUUGCUUGAGGGGUCGGAAUGCUGUUUUCGUUCGUUGGACUCUCUCUGUCUUUCUGCAUGGCUUCCAACCAAAUAAUUCACCAGCUUGACCGCGUCACAGACUUGACAUGUCACCUUUCUUGUUUGUGUCCUUUGUCAC